Molecule: messenger RNA, 387 nt
Organism: Meloidogyne enterolobii
Lineage: Eukaryota; Metazoa; Nematoda; Chromadorea; Rhabditida; Meloidogynidae
Source: the annotation of a GenBank genome assembly
AUGAAAACAAACGUCCUUCGUUCCCGUGUAUUUCCUCCUGUCGACAAUAAUCAAAAUAUUAUUGCUGGGGAUGAUAGAGCGAAUAUUUUUGUUGGUUUAGCUGCUUUGCAUACUCUUUUUGUUCGCGAACAUAAUCGAAUUGCUUUGCUUCUUCAAAAAGUGAAUCCGCAUUGGGAUCAUGACAGAAUUUAUUUGGAGACUAGAAGAAUUGUUGGGGCUGUUAUACAAAAAAUAACAUAUGAAGAUUAUUUGCCUAGGCUUUUUGGAAAAAAAUUUGAUGAACUUAUUGGAAAAUAUAAGGGAUAUAAUCCUAAAGUUGACCCCUCUAUUUUUGUAGGUUUUAUUUACAUAAAUAGAUUUAUUUUUGGGGUAUUUUCUGCUUUAUAG